Molecule: messenger RNA, 2268 nt
Organism: Beta vulgaris subsp. vulgaris (sugar beet)
Lineage: Eukaryota; Viridiplantae; Streptophyta; Magnoliopsida; Caryophyllales; Amaranthaceae
Product: putative disease resistance protein RGA1
Exons: 5
Coding region: 1-2268 (755 amino acids)
Biological process (GO): defense response to other organism
Molecular function (GO): ADP binding; protein binding
Source: RefSeq, a predicted model, not a curated record
AUGGAGAGAGUAGUAUAUAGAUGGAACACAGCAGAGACUGCUGGUCAUCUUUGGCCAACAAACCCAAAAUUGAUAUUAAUCCCUUAUUCAGCCCUGCAAAGUUUUGAGCUCAAAGAGAUCCUCUCGAUCUUUGGCUACAAAUCCCAACUUGAUGACCUCCAACGCACUGUCUCUACCAUCAACGCUGUAUUCCGUGAUGCUGAGACCAAACAGGAGCUCACUCAUGAAGCACAGCAUUGGCUCGAGGAACUCAAGGAUGCUGUCUUUGAAGCAGAUGAUCUGUUCGACGAGUUUGUCACUCUUGCCGAGCAGAAGCAACUUGUAGAGGCUGGUGGCAGUCUUUCCAAAAAGAUGCGCCAAUUCUUUUCUGAUUCCAACCCCCUUGGCAUCGCUUAUAGGAUGUCACGAGGGGUUAAGAAGAUCAAGAAGAAGUUGGAUGCUAUCGCUUACAAUCAUCAAUUUAGCUUUAAGAUUGAUCUUGAGCCUAUAAAAGAGAGAAGGCUCGAGACUGGUUCUGUCGUGAACGCAGGUGAUAUCAUUGGAAGAGAGGAUGACUUGGAGAAGAUCGUAGGUUUGUUGCUUGAUUCUAACAUCCAGCGUGAUGUGUCUUUCCUUACUAUAGUGGGAAUGGGAGGGUUGGAUCAAAAGCAACUAGAUGUGAAAGAAAUUUUGGGUAAGAUUCUGUCUACAGCUACUGGUAAGAAUCACGAGGGUUCAACCAUGGAUCAGGUGCAAACCCAACUACGGGAACAACUAUGUGGCAAGAGAUACUUGCUUGUUUUGGAUGAUGUAUGGAAUGAGAAUCCUAAUCAAUUGCGUGAUCUGGUAGAAUUCUUCAUGGGAGGUCAAAGGGGAAAUUGGAUUGUGGUAACUACGCGUUCGCACGAGACAACGAGAAUUAUAAGAGAUGGUCCAUUGCACAAGCUGCAAGUCGACAAAUGUGCUCGAAACCCUCUGGCUAUAAGAGUGGUAGGAAGUCUUUUGUGUGGUCAAGACAAGAGUAAGUGGCUUUCAUUUCAUGAGAUAUGUUUAGCCAACAUUAGAAAGAGCCAUAAUGAUAUCAUGCCAAUACUGAACCUAAGUUACCAUCAUCUUGAACCUCCAAUCAGGAGAUGCUUUAGUUAUUGUGCAGUGUUUCCAAAGGAUUUCCUUAUAGGGAAGAAGACGUUGAUAAACCUUUGGAUGGCACAAGGUUAUAUUGUUCCAUUAGACAAAGAUCAAAGCAUAGAUGAUGCUAGUGAGGAAUACAUAUCAAUUUUGCUGCAGAGAUGUUUUUUCGAAAACAUCGGAACAGAAAAAGAUGAUGUUAUUAAGAUACAUGAUCUCAUGCAUGAUAUUGCUCAAAAUGUCAUGGGGAAGGAGCUUUGUACGACAAAAAACAUUAGUGGCAGCUUGGAUAAAAAUGUUCGCCAUCUAUCUCUUGCCAGAACUAGUUUUGCAAGAUACUCUUUCAAUGCAACUCAUAUUCGCUCCCAUUUCUAUGCUGGCUACUGGUGUCAGGAUGCUGAGAUAAACCAGUUUUCAGUUGAGGCAUUAGUACCAAACUGUUUGUGCCUAAGGGCAUUGGACCUGGCUUGGUCGAAGAUAAAAAGUGUACCAGACUCGAUUGGUGGAUUGUUGCAUUUGAGGUACUUAGAUCUUUCGUAUAACGAAGAUUUGGAAGUACUUCCGAACUCAAUUGCCAAACUAUAUAAUCUGCAAACCUUACAAUUGAAGGGUUGCAAGAGAUUGGAAGGGUUACCAAAACAUUUGAGCAGGCUGGUUAAGCUUCAAACUUUAGAUAUAUAUGGUUGCAACAAUGUAACUUAUAUGCCCAAAGGCAUGGGUAAGAUGACUUGCCUUCACACUCUCAGUAAGUUUAUAGUGGGUGGAGAAGGGAAUUGUUCAAGUUGGAAGCAAUGGUUUGAUGGGCUGGAAGAUCUAAAGGCUCUCAACAACCUAAAGGGUCAUCUGGAAAUCCAAAUCAGGUGGCCCGAAAAUACUACAGAUGCUGUCAAGGAAGAUGUUAAGAGGGAAGGAUUAUACCUGAAUCAUAAGGAACAUCUCAAUCACAUUGUGGUUGAUUUCAGAUGUGAGGAGGGUGGUGGAAGAAUGGAUGAUGAGGAAGCAAGAAGAUUGAUGGAAGUGCUGCGGCCACAUCCUUAUCUUGAAAAUUUGGCUGUGAAAGCAUACUAUGGUGCGAAAAUGCCUGUGCCUUCCAUGCCUGGGAAACUUGGAUUGUCUGAAAGUCCUCCGGCUUUCGCAUUUGGCAAAAUUGGAGUAUAUUGA